Messenger RNA from Mercenaria mercenaria, 6146 nucleotides. RefSeq lists its product as uncharacterized. Lineage: Eukaryota; Metazoa; Mollusca; Bivalvia; Venerida; Veneridae. Bases 171 to 4802 code for a protein of 1543 amino acids. The record is from RefSeq and is a predicted model, not a curated record. The transcript is spliced from 3 exons.
UGUCAAUACAGCGGCGUAGACUAUACCAACAUAUUCACGAUGAGCGGUGUAGACUCGGUUUUUUGUGAACGGUUUAUACUUAGAAUUAAGCGAAAAAACUGUACGGUGUAGAUACAAGUUCUGAAUGGUGUUCAUACUGAUAUCAAUACAUUGUUUUCUAUUACAGGCUUAUGCCAUUCACGUGUUAUUACUGUUGCUUCGAGGGAGACUUUGAUAGGGUCGUUGAACACUGCACAGAACUCCACUCCAAUCAAAUUUUGAAAAUAAGACGUAAAGAAAUUAAUGACAGAAAUGGUAGAAAAGGUCUAAGAACUCUAAAUUUCAAUAUCAUCCCGGACAUUUUAAAAUCAACUAAUAAACAAAUUUUGCCUUCAUAUCAGCAUGGAACUCCAAACAUUGAAAUAAUUGACAUCGACAUUGAUGAAGAGGAUUUCGGACUCUGUGAUUUAUCGUUAGAAGAACCUUGUAACAGCCCUUUUUUAAAAAGAACAAAAACUUCAACCCCUCAAAAAAUUGCCCAAGAAACUCCUAAAGAUAAUGAAAUGCUUUUUACAGCAUCAUUACUUGAAGAAGACAUGAUAGAAUGUUCAGUUGACGAGGAUGAUCAGGAAAUGAUAAAUGAAAUUAACCGGAUUUUGCCCGAUGUUAUCAAAUCUCUAAGAGAUAUCGACCAGCUUCAAAAUUGGUUGUCUUUUCACCAAAUGAUAAAAGAGGGCCGUUUUCCACUUGAAAAUAUUGCAUUUCACUUAUUCAUGGAUGUCUGUAAAUUUUAUUCGCUGGGAAACACAGCUUCAAUGCGUUUCAGUCCUGUAGUUAAACGCUUCUGGAGAAUAGGAUACUGUUUAUUUCACGGUAAGUGGCUACAUUUUAUGAGUGGGCCUAAAAACUUAGGACAAAAGUUUAUAAAUCCUGACGAAGAGAUAUCAGCUGAGAACGCAGAGAUAAAUUUUGCAGUACCGUAUAGAGCUACAGUUGGAAAUCGUAAUAAGCUGUUCAGUGAAGAUGACGUCAAACCAGGCCUACUUAUACCGAUGAUAGAUAAAUUGGCAUCUCAAACUAGAGUUGAUAAAACAUAUAAACUAUGUGUAGACGGUAAGAAAAUCAAUGCUGGAAAAAGUAAAAAACACGGAGAUAUCGACUUGUUUGGGUUCGAAAAGCCACCGACACUAUCAGACAGGAGAGCUACAUUAGAAGGAGAAACUUUGUUAUUGAAAUCAGUAGCUGAUAUUUUAGAUGUUAUGUCUAUAUGUCAGAAGACUAAGCUGAAACAGAUACCCGAGAACGAAACAAAACAUUUAAUUCAAUUAUUGAUAGAAGUUGUAAGAGUAGUUGGAGAGAAAUUGCAUACACUAAGAAGCACGAAAGUGAGUAAAGAGCUAAUGUUGGAAAAACUGAAGAAACAGAGCGGACCUGAUUGGCGUAAAUCAAAAUUUGUGUUUGUAAUAAGCUCAUUGGAAACAGAUUUGUAUGACGUGUCAAACUGCAUUAAAGAGUUGCUGGAUAUUGUGGACGAAAUAGGAUUUACAGUAGCUACUUUACGAGAUGCAGAGAAGUUGUAUGCUAAAGGAAGAAGCGUAUCACUUCAUUCACAGAUGAAUUAUAUCCACAUUUCCAGCACAUCUGAAGGAACUGGUUAUGUAGAGCCGAGACAUAUUAAACAGCUGAGUGAUAAAUGGCAUGCAAUACGUAAUUCUGCAAAAGUAACAGGAAGUUCUUUGAAUAAAGCUCUUGGAUUAGGCUCAUUAAAACAGCAACUGGAGCACUUUGACAAAGUAUUCUUUAAAAAAGAACCUAAACAGGUCUCUAGUGAUGUACAAUUAAAAAUGAAAUAUGGUUCUGAACAGGAGAUAAACGCAAUUGCUACUUUAGUAAGCAAGGUUCUACCAGUAUUCGAACCAUCACUCAUUUAUGUGGAAGAAGGGUGCUAUAAGAAGACUAUAGGAACUGAACCAAAUGAAGUUCCAAUUGUUGUCAGUCCUGAUGGGAGCAUCAGAAACAGUGCAGAUAGCACAGCGUCAUUCGGCGUUGAAUGCAAGUGUCCUUAUCCUGGGAAAAUAUUUACUACCCCAGUAUACUAUGAAAUCCCGAAAUACUACGUCACUCAGGUUUUGGCAGAGAUGUUUGUUAUGGAUUGUAACGCACUAUAUUUUAUUUGCUAUUCGAAGGAUUCAUCUACAGUCUUUCACGUUCAGUUUUGUCCUGAUCUAUGGAGUGACCUUGAAAACGAGACGGUAGCCAUAUAUGGACAAAAACAUGCAAUAAGACCUGCAAAGAAAUCAAACAGAGUUUUUGCAAUAAAUGAAAAAAUUGAUAAAUUUGUAAAUGAGAAUGUGAAAUUUGUUGGAGAAUUUCCAUCUAUUUUGGGCGAAGAGUGUAAAAUAAAAACAAGUGAAAUAUACUGUAUCCAUACAAAAUCGAACAGAGAGAUUGAGAUUCCAACUCUAAGAGAUCUACAAGAAACAGUUCAAAAGGCAAUCGUGAGCAUUAACAGAGCAUACGAAUUGAGCAGAACCAGGGCGAGCGAAUUUUUAGGAUUCAUGGUUUCUGAUCUGGAUCGCGAGUACAAUUCAGAAAGAUAUCAUGCUGUUCCCGUUGCAUAUGGCUUAAAGGGUUACAGUUUACCUACGCAAACGCUCCGAGAUAUUAUUGAAUACGUGUUGCGGGAAUGCUGGAGUAAAGGUUUGUACAUACCUAUUUGCAGUUUUGAUGGGCAGUGGUUUCGAAUGGCCGUUAGAGACAGAAAUGAAAAACCGUUGACAGUCCUUCAGCUGCAAAAAGAUGUAUAUGCGGAUGUCAAGAGAAUGUCAAAAGGCCAGAUCAUUAAAAGCAUCAGUGAACUGAACUUAGUUCAACUGCAAUCAGAUGCCGUACCCGAGGAUAUUAUUGAAAUUCGUAGAGAAGGGACAAAAGUCAUUCUCGCAAAUGGAAAUAAAUCUGCAAUGAUAGUAAUGACACCAACUCUGAUACAAUUACUGAAAAGAUCGUUUGAUGCUGAAGAAAGUAAACCAGAUGAAAAUGAACCAGACAAUGUAAUGACUGAUGUCGUUAUUAGUGCAUUACCAGAAAAGUAUGUUAAUGAAAUAGAGGAAGAUUUACUAGAUGAAGUUGCGGUUUUAGCAUCGACAUUGACGGGAGGAAAUUAUGAAAUCGAACCUGGAAAUGCAGAUCUUGAACAUGUAAACGCAUUGUUCGAUGAACCUUCAAGUCAAUCAGAUGACACUGUUAUGGAAGUUGAUAUAAUACCUGAAAAUGUACAUCACUCCACUGGAGAAGCAACAGUGUCGGAACCUGUUUCAAAUUCCGAAGACUCGUUUUUAAAAUCGCUAAACACACAAGAACAUUUAGAAUUAAUGUUAUUUGAAUUGCAAUCGAAAAACAUAAAUCUUGAAAUCAGUUUAGCUGAAUUAACCUCAAAAUUGAAAACUGCAGAGAAAAUAAAUAAAUCGUUUACGAAAAACCAAGUAUUUACACUGAUCUCACCGUUGUCUGGCAUUUUAAAAAGUAAAGGUUUUAAAUGCAAUGUCUCGCAACCAAAGUACAAACUUACAAAUAUACUGUCCGAAAUAUUUGGAGAUGGUUCAAUGAUACAACAAAAACCUAUCCGAAAGGUGAAAGUACCACUGAGUCUUAAAAGCUUGGCCCGAAAGGCUGUCCAGAAACUGUCAAAGACAAUUCUAAAUUGUGUUUAUGCACAGCAUAUCUACCCUGAUGCUCUACAAAGGUGGCAGAAUGAUUCACCAUUCGGUGACAAUAUUCAGAUAGAAGAAGUUGAUAACAUAACACCGGCAAAAUGGUAUUCAAAACCUGAAUUCAACGAUGUAAUCGGAAGCUAUCUGUUUGUUAUACUUGACGCUUAUCAUCAAAUAUGUGGUUUGCGUAGAGUUUUCUGUGGUCCAGGCAUGCCAAAAGCUGGCGUGUUUAGUAAACCUGUUAACAUUAUAGCAGAAAACAGUGAUUCCAACGGUUCUGGAUUAAGCAUUGCGUUAGUUCGCGAUAUGAUUGACAAACAAAGUAUUGCAUACGCGGUACAAACAUUUUCUGAGAAUGUAGAAGAAGCGCUUACUGAAAUAAAUGCUUGUAAUGAGGCAUAUUUUUGCAAUAUCGUAAGAAAUUGGUAUUUAUCAGAAGAUGAACCAGGACUGUCUGCACUAGAUAGAUGUAAAGCAAGACUUGAAUUCAGAAAAUGGCUGUUGAAUGGAGUAAGGUUUGAUACAUUCCCACCCUAUGGCUCUUAUGUAAAAGAUAUACCUGUUGUACUUUACGAAGGAUUACUUAUUGGAAUUGAGCGCAAGUUACAACUUUAUCCGUUCACAAAGGCAGGCACAUACAACGUACGUGCAGUUGGGAGUCUAGAUAUAGAAAACUUCUUUGGAAGUUUCCAGGACAUUGAUCCCCGUGGAACAGGAGUACUAAGACCUGCCGAUGUACCAAUUGCAAUUGGAGUAGCCAUGGAACUUCUUGAUGCACGACUAGACCCAGAAAGGGGAUUUUACAUGAACACAUCCAGGAAAAGAGUUUACCCCUCUAAAGAAAACAUGUCUGCCUGCACAACACAACAGAUUAUAGAUGACUGGGAUGGGCCUUUAAGAGACGUAUCAACCAUUCGUUUAAGGGACCAUUCGUUUGAUCUAGAGGAGCGAAGGCGAGGAAAAAGAACCAGAAAAUCUGGAAAAGUGUCUAAGCCAAAUCAGCCAGCACGAAAUCCGUUCCCAGUUCGGGAGUACCACAAGGCGUCAGAGGCAAAGAUACUUCCCCAUGUGCGUCGUGGGUUAAACCUGGAAUCUUUUAACGACUCAUGGUAACUAGACUCUUUGAAAGACUCAUAGAAACACUACUCUUUUAAUACCUCAUAGAAACUGGACUCUUUUAACGACUCUUCAUGUCAAAAUAGUUACACAAUGGUAUAUGAACUUGAUAAGUUUAUGUGCUACCAUUUUUUUUAAACAGUUGCUUAAAUACUUAUAUUUACACUGUUGGCUAAGUACUGAUUAUUAAUAAAUGGAAAGUAAAAAUGAUAUAACAUAUAAUCAUGUAGUUUAUCUUUUUAUUAAAUGUCUUAUUUAGACUUCAAUAUUGCAAAUCAUAAAUAAAUAUAAAACAACAAAACAAGUAUAUAAUCAAAUAACAAUUGAAAUUAAAACAUAGAACAUGUAUAAUGAUUAAUCUCAUAAAGGUAAAUCUCUAAAGGUAAAAAAAUAACUUCUUUAUUUCGGAAUAUUUCCAAAUGAUUUACAUAUGAUUGCAAUGCAUAUCACAAUAAGCUUUAAAUCACAAUUAUGUUUAUCACGAUUAUUAUGAAAUCAAGAAAUGAGCACAAUUCCACACAAAUGUGUGUCUACAUAUCAAUGAUCAAUAAAAUCUGUGAUCAGACUACAUAUCAAUGAUCAAUAAUAUCUGUGACCAGACUACAUAUCAAUGAUCAAUAAUAUCUGUGAACAGACUACAUAUCAAUGAUCAAUAAAAUCUGUGAUCGGACCAUAUCAAUGAUCAAUAAAAUAUCAAUGAUCAAUAAAAUCUGUGAACAGAACAGAACAAAAUAAGAAAUACUGAAAAUAUUUACACACUUUUUAGUGUAUUGAGAAAAUGGUAGACAGGAAAUAAUAAGUUAUCACUGCUUGUGACAUACUUGAAGAAACACAAACCAAAAAGUUUUCAAAAGAUUUCAAAAUGAUUGCAUAUGCUUAUAAUGUGCCAAAAUGAUGAUUUUAUGCAUAACACUAUUAGCUUUUUGUAUCUGAUCCAUAAAUAGCUCUAAAGACUUCGGCAAACAUCGUCACUUUAGCAAUAAAAUCAAUAAAUGUCGAUAUCACAACGAUAUAAAAUUAUCACCUUUUACGGAAAGUGACAAGUUUUUCAGACUUUUCACCUAUUUGUGGAUCGGAUACUUAAAUCACAUUUAUUGUUUAUCACGAUUAUUACAAAAUCAAUAAAUGAGCACGAUUUGAUACAAAUGUCCGUCUCCAUAUCGAUCAUUAUGACUAUUCAACAAACACAACAGGACAGACAAAAUUAUAUAAAAUGAGAUAUAGAGAUAAGUGGUGAAGACAGGAAAUUAUCAGAAUUAUCAGUUAUCAGAAUUAGUGAAGAAAGAUGAAUCGAUAGGCUGGAACAAACAUUGAAGGGCUAAUUUUUUUUAACUCGGAACA